UGCCGGUCGCUACUUCUUCCGCUGCUGAUUGGUCAACAGGCCGCCGGUCUGCGCGGCGCCGGCUCCGCCCCCGUAGGGUGUUUGUGGUGGGGCUGCGGAGUCGCCGAUCCCGCCGGAAGCGCCAGGACAAUGGGGACCCGGGACGACGAGUACGACUACCUGUUCAAAGUGGUGCUCAUCGGGGACUCGGGCGUGGGCAAGAGCAACCUGCUGUCGCGCUUCACCCGCAACGAGUUCAACCUGGAGAGCAAAAGCACAAUCGGCGUGGAGUUCGCCACCCGCAGCAUCCAGGUGGACGGCAAGACCAUCAAGGCACAGAUCUGGGACACGGCUGGCCAGGAGCGCUACCGCGCCAUCACCUCCGCGUACUACCGCGGCGCGGUGGGUGCGCUGCUGGUCUACGACAUCGCCAAGCACUUGACCUACGAGAACGUGGAGCGCUGGCUGAAGGAGCUGCGGGACCACGCGGACAGCAACAUCGUCAUCAUGCUGGUGGGCAACAAGAGCGACCUGCGCCACCUGCGGGCCGUGCCCACAGACGAGGCCCGCGCCUUCGCAGAGAAGAAUAACCUGUCCUUCAUUGAGACCUCAGCCUUGGAUUCCACCAACGUAGAGGAAGCGUUCAAGAACAUCCUCACAGAAAUCUACCGCAUCGUGUCCCAGAAGCAGAUCGCCGACCGCGCGGCCCACGACGAGUCCCCGGGCAACAACGUGGUGGACAUCAGCGUGCCGCCCACCACCGACGGACAGAAGCCCAGCAAGCUGCAGUGCUGCCAGAACCUGUGA
Fukomys damarensis (Damara mole-rat) is the source of this 786-nucleotide messenger RNA. RefSeq names its product RAB11B, member RAS oncogene family (gene Rab11b). The coding region runs from base 130 to 786 and encodes 218 amino acids. Gene Ontology annotation, molecular function: GTP binding; GTPase activity. NCBI's taxonomy places the organism in Eukaryota, Metazoa, Chordata, Mammalia, Rodentia, Bathyergidae. Gene Ontology annotation, cellular component: recycling endosome. Gene Ontology annotation, biological process: regulated exocytosis; constitutive secretory pathway. The record is from RefSeq and is a predicted model, not a curated record. The transcript is spliced from 5 exons.